GGUGUAACCUCAAAAAAAGUGAAUUUAUGUCUUCACUACAUCCAAUACAAUAAGCUAAUGAAGGGAGGAGUUAACAAGUCAGUCAGGUAUAUAUUCUGGACUUCCUGAAAUAGAGAUCAGAGCCAUAUUUGUGUUCGAGUUCGAUAUAAAAUGAAGGCAGUACUAAUCAUCUCAUCACUUCUCCUGACAUUCGCCUUAGGCGAUGUUGUCACCAGCUCCUAUGGAACGUACCUCCAAACACCACAAGCCAUAACCAAGAUGGCGCGCAGCGAUUCUGGGUACUCGUACAGCGUCACAUCUACCCGUGGACAUCCCUCUAGCUUCCUCUAUGGUGUUCAACAGAUCGGAGCUCCUUUAGCUCUCACUUACAGCUCGAUUGGAGCUAGCCCACUCAGCUACUUAGCCCACAACAUCCUGCCUUACGACUACACCACCAAGAACUUCAUUCCGAAAAUAGUUAUUCCUUACUCUACCUUGGCAUUCUCUCCUUUGGUAUCCCAACUCUCCUCAAUCUACCAAACGUCGUCUAUCCCCUCAUUGUUGCAAGACGACAAAAAAAUGGAAGGAGCUAUGAAACCUGCGACCAUAGAACAACCUUCUAUGAUGAUGGAUCAACGACCGAUGAUGCCACAGAAUCCGUUCUUCGCUUCUUUUGGACAGAAUGGCGGGGUUCCACAACAGAAUCCAAGUGUUCAGAGUGAUCCAAGUAUUCCGGCCUUGCAAGGAAACAAUGUUGAUGAUGACACAGUUUCCGUAGAAUCUGCUUAGUUUUGUCUGUAUUUUAUGAUUGACUUUUGGUAAUAAACUCGAUUUUUUUUA
Messenger RNA from Harmonia axyridis, 819 nucleotides. RefSeq lists its product as uncharacterized. NCBI's taxonomy places the organism in Eukaryota, Metazoa, Arthropoda, Insecta, Coleoptera, Coccinellidae. The record is from RefSeq and is a predicted model, not a curated record. Bases 151 to 768 code for a protein of 205 amino acids. The transcript is spliced from 2 exons.